Messenger RNA from Staurois parvus, 345 nucleotides. NCBI's taxonomy places the organism in Eukaryota, Metazoa, Chordata, Amphibia, Anura, Ranidae. The record is from the annotation of a GenBank genome assembly.
AAUAAGUCCAUUUGUGAAAUUUCCUUGCUACUAAAUAUUCCGUGGUCAACUGUAAGAGGUAUUAUAACAAAGUGGAAGCAACUGGGAACAACAGCAAGUCAGCCACAAAGUGGUAGGCCACGUAAAAUGACAGAGCGGGGUCAGCGCAUGCUGAAGCACACAGUGCGCAGAAGUCGCCAACUGUCUGCAGAAUCAAUAGCUAAAGACCUCCAAACUUCAUGUGGCCUUCAGAGUGUCAUAGAAUGGAUUUCCAUGGCCGAGCAGCUGUGUCCAAGCCUUACAUCACCAAGUGGAAUACAAAGCGUUGGAUGCAGUGGUGAACAGCACUCCACCACUGGACUAUAG